Molecule: messenger RNA, 4794 nt
Organism: Closterium sp. Naga37s-1
Lineage: Eukaryota; Viridiplantae; Streptophyta; Zygnematophyceae; Desmidiales; Closteriaceae
Source: the annotation of a GenBank genome assembly
AUGAACCGGGAGUUUCUCCUUCGAGUGUCCUACCUCGAGAUUUACAACGAGGAGAUCAACGACCUGCUGGCUCCCGACAACCGGCGGCUUCAGAUUCACGAGAGCUCGGAGAGAGGCGUCUUCGUCGCUGGGCUCCACGAGGAGAUCGUCAUGUGCCCGGACCAAGUGCUUGAGCUGCUCAGCGUCGGAGAGACGAAUCGGUCAAUCGGAGAGACGAAGAUGAACGAGAAGAGUAGUCGCUCCCACGCCAUCUUCCGCAUGGUGCUUGAAAGCAGGGAGAUCCCGGAGGACGGGGCUACAGAGGCUGCAAGUCCUGUUCUCGUCUCCAGUCUGAACCUGGUUGACCUUGCCGGGUCAGAGAGGGUGGCGAAGACGGGCGCUGAGGGGUCACGGCUGAAGGAAGGCGCGCACAUUAACAAGAGCCUGAUGACGCUGGGGACAGUCAUUAACAAGCUCAGUGAAGGCGCUGAUAGGAACGGGGCGCACAUCCCGUACAGAGACAGCAAGCUCACGCGCAUCCUGCAGCCAGCGCUGGGUGGAAACACCAAGACGGCCAUCAUCUGCUGCGCCACUCCUGCUCUGCGGCAUGAGGAUGAGACGCACGGAACUCUACGGUUCGCCCUCAGAGCGAAGUGCAUCACCAAUUGCGCUAAAGUCAAUGAGAUCGUCACCAACAACGUGCUGCUCAAGCGGCAGGCGAAGGAGAUCGAGGACCUGCGGCGCAAGCUGGAGGCAUCCCACUCGCCUGAGAUGGAGCAGGAAAUUAUGAAGCUGCGGAAUGCAAUGCUCAAGAUGGAAUCGGAGAAGGAGGUGAUAGCGCUGCAGCUGCAGGAGGAGAGGGCGGCGCACUCACAGAAGGAGCAGCGCAUCAAGGAGCAGGAGAGGAAGAUUGAGAACCUCAGCACGCUCGUUAUUAAGGCCGCUGCUGGGGAGAGGCAGAAUGACCGGCGGCCAAAGAAGGGCAACCGCAGAGAAUCGUGGUGCCCCAAUGCUCGAGUGGAGAGCAGCCCAGCAGGAAACAAGGACAAUCCGCCUGGGGGAAUCAAGCGCCUGGCAUUCAUGCGCCGUGCCAUGGCCUUCAAAGAGGACGAUGAGGAAGAGGAGGACGAGAAGGACGAGAAAGAUGACAAGGAUGUGAAGCCAGAGAAGGUUCAGGAGGUGAAUGGGGCUGCGAGGAAGAGGCGGAUCAGCAGUGUGCAGAAGCUGGCAGCACUGUGGGAGACGAGUGGGCCCAAGGAGGUUAAGGAAGAGGAGGAUUCUGACAAGUUUCAGGACGGCCAGCUGUUUCAAAGUGAAGGGCGGUUUGGGUCUGGGGUCGCCCAGGAUGAGAGUGCCCGUGAUGGGUCGAAGAAGAGGCGGGCUGCACCGUCCUUUGGAGAUAAAGAGAAAGAGGAGUCGUCGCCUGUGGCAAAGAAACCUUUGCGUGGUGUGACCAUUAGCAGCACCCUGUCAGCACAAUGGAGCGAAGGGCAUGCAAAGCAGCUAGCAGAGAAGGACGCGCUUAUUGCGCAGCUGCAAGCACAGGUAGCCGCCAUGCAGGCCACGGUGGGCGGAGGAGGAGGAGGCACAGGAAUAAGCACAGAAGGAGGAGGAGGAGCAGCGGUGAUGGUCGCAGGCAGUGGUGCCGAGACGAGGAGGGAGGUGGGAGAGGGAGGGGAGAAGGAUCCGGAGGCGUUGGCUGCAGGGUCGGGCCAGGAGAGGCGGUCAAAGAGCAUGGGCACCCCCGCUAUGCUGGCACACGGGCUUCAGGCUAAGGUGGCAGCUCUGGAGAUGGAGAAGGCGUGCAUGCAGAGGGAGCUGGACUAUGUGACACAGCAGGCCAAGGCACAGGCGAAGGAGCAAGCGGAGGAGCAAGCAAGCAGCAUGCAGAAGCAACAGCAGCUUCAGGAGGAGCUUGAGGAUUGCAAACGGCAGCUAGAGGAGGCACAAGCAGCUGCCAAUGCAGACACCCCCCCCUGCAACAACUGCAGCGCACUGAAGGAAGCACUGGAAUCAGCCAACUCUCAGCUAUACGAAACAGAGCAUCUGCUACAGGAAGCCACUGCCGAAGCAGCUCAAGCAAGAUCCGGCCCCACAGGAGCAGCGGGACAGCUGCUGGCGAAGCAGAGGGAGCUGGACGCAGCUGUAUGGGAGGCGUCUCAGUUGAAGAGACGGGUGGAGGAGCUAGAAGCGAAUGUGAUUGCAGUGGAAGGGGUGCUGCUGGAGGUGAGCGGGGAGAAGGACGGCUUGGAGGAGGAGGUGGGUCGGUUGAAAGCACUGCUGGCGGAAGGAAGAGCGGGGACAGGCAGGGAUGAUGCGACUGGGAAGGAAUGUGAUGUGAGCGGACUGGAGGAGAUGGGGAGGUUGAGGGAGGUGGUGGAGGCGAGGGAGAGAGAGCUGACGUCCCUCCGUGAAGCUGUGAGGAGGCUUCAGGCGGAUGUUGCACAGGCUCUUGGGGAUCCUGCCCCUGUCCCCGCCCUCGACACAGUGAACAACGGUAGCAGUAUGGAGUCAGGUGCAGGUGCUGGGAGGGCAGUGGUGGGGGAGAUGAGAGACCUGUGCGCGGCUGUAGGGCGGGUGACCUCAGCCUUAGCUGCUGCCAGGAGUGAGACGGAGGAUAUGAGUCUUCAGCUGAAGCAGGCGGGGGAGAGGGAGGCAGAGAGCGAGAAGAAGGUAGCAGAGGCUACAGCUGCAGCAGCAGAGAGCGCCAGGAAGCUGGCUCAGGCUCAGUCGCAGAUGAAGGGAGGAGAGGCGGAGGCGGCGGUGGUAACCAGGCUGCAAGCGGAGCUGGAAGAAGCAGGGAGGGAGCUAGAAAGGGCGGUGGCUGCCCGGGAUACGGUGGAGCUGAAUCUGUUGACUGCGAGACGAGAGGCAGAUGCAAGGGCUGCUGAGAGUGCGAGGCAGGUGGGGGUGCUAGAGGAGAGGAUUACAGUGUUGGAAGGGGAGGUUGAGCGGGAGAGGGAGGAGAGGAGGAUGUGGGAGGAGAGGGCGGGGGAGAGAGAGGGAGAGGUGCGGAGGGCGGUGGGGGAGAAGAGGGAGGCGGAGGAGAGGCUGGAGGGAGUGAGAAGGGAGGUGGAGGAGAUGAGUGCGAGGUUGGGGGAGAAGGAGAGGGAGCUGGGUGCUUUGCAGGAGGAGCUCAAGCUGGUUCUGAAAGAAAAGGACGCAACGAGCCAGAGGGCGGACCAAGUGGCAGCGGAGCUGGAGGCAGCAAGGGCCUCAGCGACCGAGGCUCAGCUGCAGCUCGAGGCGUGUAGGCAGCAGCAUGCGGAAGAGCUGGCUGAAGCACGCAAGGAGCUUCUCACUACCAAGAAGGAGAUGAGCUCCCUCAAGGGCAAGCCAGGAGCAGCCGAGCGUGAGAGGGACCAGCUGAGGAAAGAAGCCGAGAAGCGGAAAACCAAGAUGCUGGACCUAAAGGCUAAGCUGAAGGCGGUACAGGCAGAGAAGCUGGCUCUGCAGGUGGAUAAGGCGAACCUGGAGCGCGAGGUGAAGAGCCUGCGGAACCAGAGCAACCAGCUGGCGCGGGAUUUGAGCAAGAGGGAGCAGGUGGAGGAUAAGCGGAGGGAGGUGCAGGCGAAGGCUGUGCAGGCUGACAGGCAGCUGGCGGCUAUGGCGGGGGAUAUUGAGGAGAAAGAGAGGAUGAUUUCGAGCUUGGAGGCAGCAUUAGAAGGUGCAGAGAGCGAGAGGGACGAGCUGAGGCUGAGGGUGGCGGCAGCAGCGGAGGAGGGCGAGCAGCUGCAAGCGGAGGUGGACGCGGGGCAGGCGGACCUGCAAGAGGUGCUCGCAGACUUUGAGACGGCCACCACGCAGAUCAAGGCCUUGCAGGAGAUUCGCCAGGAGCUGACGGAGCAGUGUGAGGAGCUGGAGAGGGGUAAAGCGGAGGCAGAGGCAGCUGGGAAGGAGGCAGAGGGGAAGAUUGUGGCGCUGCAGGCAAGGAUUCAGCAGGCAGAGGAGGAGAAGCGACAGCUGGAGGCAGACAUCGCUGCAGCGCGGAAGGAGCACUCUGAGCUAUCUGCACAGCACAAGGAGGCAGUGCAGGAUCUGGAGAAGGAGAAGGCGAGAGUGGCCAAUUUGGAAGGCGAUCUCAGAGCAGAGAGAGCCAAGAGCGAGCGUCUUGGAAAGCAGGCGGACGAGGUGGUGGCGAUGGAGAGCAAGCUGAACGCAGCGAAUGAGAGGAUAGCGGGGCUGCAGAGGCAGGUGCAGGAGCGGGAGGAGCAGGUGGAGCAUCUGAAGCAGGAGAGGAGGGAGGCGGAGGAGGAGGCGCGAGCAGAGGGGGAAGGAGCUGCCCUGGCUGUGAAGCGGGAGCUGGCCUCGCUGCAGAACAAGUACAGCGCUCAGAAGAGUGUGUGGCGCAAGGCCUUUGCAGAGAAGAAGGAACGGGUCGAGAAUCUCACGCUUGCAGAGGCGGUAAAUCAGAGGGAUGAGCUGCAGCAGGUGCUGGAUUCGAAAGAGGAGGCGUGGGAGGAGAGAGGGGAGAAGGAGAAGCAUCGGGAUGAGCUACGCCAUAACCUUGUUUCUUCUCUUUUCCACCCCGCAUUCACAUUCAACCAGCUGGCAGAGGCGGAGAAGCAGAGGGAUGAGCUGCAGCAGGUGUUGGAUUUGAAGGAGGAGGCGUGGGAGGAGAGGGAGGAGAAGGAGAAGCGUCUGCAGCAGCUGGAGCUGGAUGUGAAACUGUAUGAGGUGAACCAGAAGGACUACCUCAUGCAGAUAGAGUCACUGGAGAAUCAGCUGGAUGUGAAGCUGUAUGAGGCGAAUCAGAAGGACUACCUCAUGCAGAUAGAGGCACUGGAGAAUCAAGUAAGCGGUCGGGGGUUAUGA